Messenger RNA from Cladophialophora immunda, 469 nucleotides. RefSeq lists its product as uncharacterized. The record is from RefSeq and is a predicted model, not a curated record. The transcript is spliced from 2 exons. Lineage: Eukaryota; Fungi; Ascomycota; Eurotiomycetes; Chaetothyriales; Herpotrichiellaceae. Bases 266 to 469 code for a protein of 67 amino acids.
GUAAAUGACCUCCUCCGACUGUACACUCAGACCUUCUAAUAGGUUAUGAGCCCGGACUAGCGCUCUAUACUACUAUUACGAUUAAUCUUCGCCACUACUAUUAUCGACUAGUACUAUCGCCUAGUACUAUUGAGAACCUAGAACGAUUAGGGCUCUUAACGAUACCAUUACCUAUUAGGUAUAGUAUCGAAAGACUUCCGAAGCCUCUAUAUAUAUCGACUAUAUAGGCCUGUACGAGAAUAAACCGAUCGAUAAACGAACCUCGAUGGCUAUUAUUACGAAGAUUAACCCUCUUCAGGGUGCUCACGAUUGGAAUAUUUGGAGAAUUCGAAUACUAGCGCUCCUGUCUAAGGACGAACUAGGCUAUACAGUUAAGCCUAGGAAAGAAUUUCCUAAAGGAACACCUAAGGACAAUAUCGAGGAAUAUAAUAAGAAAAGCGCUUAUUCAAACCGCUACUAUCUCCGAUAA